AAUUUGCGCCAGCAUAAACAAACCUAAAGUCUAUGGCUUAUGCAUCUACUGAAUGUAGCUUUUAAACAUCUAUAACACUCAAGGUAGUUGAUUCUUAAUUUAUAACUUCUACCUUGUAGGUUGAGUCUAUCCUACUAAACUACCAAUGGCAUUGCUACCCGAAACAUUAAUCUCAUCAUCCUUGCAUUUCCACGCUUCAUGGCAUUUUUUUUUUCUUUUUUUCAGAAGGUCUUUUGACAUUGAGAAGGUUCUGCAUUUCCCCACUUUGUGCUGCAUACACGUUUCUACCUUGAAGGAGACCAAUGUUUGUAAGUUUUGUGAAACUCUUGGAGCUUGCUUGGAAUAUAUACAAUGUAUUCUUUUGUGACUUGUUUAUUUUAUCAUUAAUGGUGAAUUGCAAGUCCAUCAUGAACUGGGGGUUGUGGUUUAUUUCUUUGGAUGGGUGCAACUUGAUUCCGGAAAAACUAGUGGGAGCAGAGUUAUUGAAAUGACUAAAACACUCUUAACAUAUGAGAAAAAGAAGUAUGCGUAUGUUUAUUCCCGAGCUUGUUUCGAGAGUUGAUGAGUUAUGCUUAUGAUGAAUCUGCUCACAACAGAGUGAAUUCAAACAUUCUUACAAGUAUGUUCCGCUUCAAUAAUUGCUUUUACCUUUACCAAAAUUCACAGUUUUCAUUUGAUUUUGGAUGUAUUCACAAUUUUCAUAUAUUUCUAUGUACUUUGUGACUAGACUUUGCACCCGACAUCAAAAAGGAAAAGAAUACGCAAGGAUGGAGCCUGGAGGACUUUAGUAAGAGAUCAAAAGCUCGUAAUGCGCGAUUUAGAAAACCGAGAGCAACCGCGUGGAAUCCACCAUCGUGACCCUAUCAAUUCUUUCUCAUAUUUUACAGCUUUAAGGAAGAUGCUACUUAAUCAACCAAGAUAUGCAGAUUCGCCUAGCCACUUGCUCGCAAAGGACAACCACGAUGCGUCAAGACUGUUAGAAAGUAGUCAAAAGGCCAAAGGGUGUUAUAACUCCACUGCCUGUUCGCUUAAAGAAACAGAACAUCGCCAUGCCCGAAAUGGAAGAAGAAGAAGAAGAAGAAGAAGAAGAAGCAAAAGUAAUGUCAGAUUUUCUACCAUACGAAGUUGUAGUCGAAAUCCUCGUAAGGCUCCCAGUGAAGGCAGUCGCGAGGUGCAGGCGCGUUUGUAAAAAGUGGUGUUCUGUGAUCUCCAGCAAUUCCUUCAUCGCCACUCACAUCAAUCGAUCUCUUUCUACAGGCCUUGACAACAGUGAGAGCAGCAGCCUACGUCUCUUUCAGUCCAUAAAAACAAGGAUAUUCGAUUUAGUGAUCUGUAGACAGUUCGAGCACAUCAGUCUGCGUUCGGAUGACGAAUCAUUCGGUAAUAAUAAUAAUUUCAUCGAGUUGAAAUCAUGUCCACUUUUCUGCGGCGAUCCCUGCUAUGGUCAUUCCGACAUAGUGGGAUUUUGCAAAGGGGUAGUCUGUCGGGCUUUCGAUCAUCAUUUUCACUCCUAUUAUUAUGUUCUAUGGAACCCUUCCAUUCAUCGAGCUCUUAGACUUCCACAGCCUAAUAUUGCUAGAGGGAUUCCAGAUUAUGAAGUGAAGAAUUCCCAUGGAUUUGGCUACGAUCCUUCUAGUAAUGAUUUUAAGGUGAUCAGACUUGUAUAUCUGGUAAGGCAUUACAACGAGGCUCAACCGCUGGUUGAGAUCUACACUCUUAACUCUGGCUGCUGGCGUGCCAUUGAUCCCCCUCCUCAAUCAUAUAUUGUCAAGAAGAAUUGCUUAUCUACUUUUGUAAAUGGGGCAUCGCACUGGCUCGCGCACACUCCACCCGAUGCUGCGGCGGGCACCACGUUCCGAAAUGUCAUACUUGCAUUUGAUAUGGGUAAAGAGGUUUUUCACGAGAUUGAAGUGCCCACCUGCUUUGUUCGGGAGUCUCAUUUGAACAUUACUGUUGGAGUGCGUGACGGAUUAAUUUGUCUAGUCCCGCAUAAUCAUAAACAAAGUGAGAAACAACAUUUUUCUGUAUGGGUCAUGAAAGACUAUGGUAUUGGAGAAUCUUGGAGUAAGCUAUUCGAUAUUGAUAUUAGUCUAACACUACUGACGGUGGUAGCCUUCAGGAAGAACGGGGAAGUUCUAAUAUAUAUUAUUACCGAGGAAGAUGGGGAGCUUCUUUCUUACGAACCAAACACGCAACAAGUAACUCAUCUGGGAUUCCAUAGAUCUUCAUACGACUGGGACAGAUGGGAGACACAUUAUGGCGCGGGGGCCUUUUUCAUGGAGGCAUACUCAGAGAGCCUUGUUCUACUAAACGUACCAGAUGCUGUCUCGGAACGAAAGGAAGAAAGGACUAGGCCCUAAACUACGCGGGGAAUGGCAGCCAGGGACUAGAAGAACGUCCCAACUACCAUUUUCCUAAAUGGUAGAUCAUGUGCCAAGACCAGGAGUAUCGGCAGAGGAUUGCUUGGAGGAGAUCAAUUAGACCGUAAUGUAUUAGUGUGGAGCUCAGCACUUCGAUUGCUCCAGUUUAUCGAUGGGAUCAUGGCUAUCUUAACCAAAUUGCUCGAGCUACUCAAUGAGCUAUACUAGUAGUUAUAUUAGUUAGUUAUGUAAUUAGAGCGUUGUCUCCAAUACUUAUGAUGUUACAGUCCUUUUAGACUAAUACUGUAACUUUUGAUCACUAGCUAUCUUGAGUUUAUGAAGUAUGUUUGUGAUGUUUUGGGAUA
Molecule: messenger RNA, 2725 nt
Organism: Carya illinoinensis
Lineage: Eukaryota; Viridiplantae; Streptophyta; Magnoliopsida; Fagales; Juglandaceae
Product: F-box/kelch-repeat protein At3g23880-like
Exons: 4
Coding region: 1050-2360 (436 amino acids)
Molecular function (GO): protein binding
Source: RefSeq, a predicted model, not a curated record